AUGUGCAAUCCUUUGAAUAUCGAGGACAUCGACAAGAAACAUACGAUACUGGAAGAUCACGAAGAUGAUAUUAUCGAUGAUCAAUAUAUAGAUAUUACCAAUGAUUUAUUCAAUUCAUUAUCACUUAUAACUGAUCAUCAGGUGGUCAAAUCAGAUUAUUUCAAUUUGUUAGAGGGAACAAGAGCCAUUGAAGUUCUUAAUCCCCGGUUAGAUACUGCGUUAAUAAAGUUACAGCCAAGUGAUCUUUCAUUCAAUACCAAUGACAAACAACUGAUUGAUAAUGUUAUUUCGAUUCAAAAUAAACUAUUCCAAUUGUUAAUGAGUUGGCUUAAUAAUAGUUCAUUGCCUGUUACGGUAUUGAGUUGUCGUUACAUUCAAACCUUAUUAGAAAAUUAUACAUUUACCAGAAAUCAAGGAUCAAAAAAUUUAUUAGAUCAAUGUUCAUUUAAAAAUCUUCGAUUCUUCGAAACCAAAGAAAUGCAAGAUAAAAAUCAAAGCCUUGAUGAUGAUGUCGAAUAUCAAUUAGUUCACAAAGUAUUGAAAAUAUUUUCCAUUGCCAUAACUAAAUUCAUUGGAAUAUGUAUCACAAUCGGUGUAAAUGUUUUAUAUGAAGAAGAAGAUAUCAAUACGAGAAACAUGAAUCUUGAUUUUUUAACUGAAGUAGACGAGGAGAUAGUCAUAGAACAAAUUGAUCAAUGUCUGGAAUGGAUUUUAACCUUAAAUCUUCAAGAUAAGUCUGAUAUUUUAAUCUCUCAAUUAAAUUUAUCAAAAUACUUAUUAAAGAUCGUAACUAUAUUAAAUCAUAAAGUCAAUUUAACAGAACCAACUGAAGAUAACUUACACUUAGUGGAAUUCCUUUUAAAAGCAAAACAGAUUAUAAAUGUUUUGAAAGUGCAAGACAAUACGCAUCAACCUCCUUCUGGAUCAUUUUCUACCUUUAUUCAAUUGGAUUUAGAUAAUAAGAAUAUACCUAGUGAAAUUUAUGAAAUCUCAUGGGAAGAUAGUUGGAAUAGUCUUUCUAGAUUAUUCAAUAAUAUAUUGAGUUAUUUCAAGUCAUCAAAUGCAUUAACCAACCAUCAACAAUUACAAAACUUUUUGAAAUAUGAUAUUAGUUAUAAUAUUGAGAAUUUCAACGUCAUGGCAAGAGGAGUGUUUCAAUUAUAUAUCAUUCGAGAUGAUAAAUCAAUGUUUGGAUCCCCAAAUGUGAAUUUGCUGACGUAUGUUAUUGAAGAAAUUGAGUCGAUUGUGGGUGGUAACAUCAUGAUUUUAAAACUGUUACAACAACCUGAUAUUAAUAAGUCAAUUCUCGAAAGAAUUGAACCACUUUUACAAGACCUUGAAAAUUCUGGAUAUCACAAUUUAACCAUCUACGCUCAAAAUCCUUGCCGUCAACAACAAUUAACAUCUAAAGCGCUCUUAUUAUGGGAUACAUUACAAGUUUCAUGGGAAGCCUUUGAAUUUGAAGUUUAUUCUACGUUUAAAAUCGGAGAAGAAAUAUCAGAGGGAGUGCCAACUUUGCCUAUAAGUACAUUUAUUUACUAUACUAAGUUGAAUUUAAUGAUUGAUUUAGCUAUGAAUGGAAUUGCGCUUGAUAUCUAUCAAGAUUUUGAAAUUUAUGUGAUUUAUUGGUUUUCGACUUAUUUAUUAAAUUUAUUAAUUGAAUUAGUCAAUACAAGAUUAACUAGUAAUAUCAAUCAAAAGAUCACUUAUAUUGAAAAGGGAUUUCCCAAAAAGAUUAAAAAAUUAAAGGCUGGUCCAAAGAAGGAACAAUUAAAACUUCAGAAUCAAAUUAAUAAUCAAGAAGUUUUACCUAAACUUAUUAAGAUUCAAAGAUUUAAUCAUGAGUAUCUCUUGAAUGGUUGGUCGGCUUUAAAGGAAUUAUUAGAAAGUGUUUCAUGCUAUUUAAUUGUAUUGUCGUCAUUCAGAUUGAUUCCAGUUUUCAAAGAUGAAUUAAUUUUUAAAUUAAGAUUAAAACCAUGGUCAAGCAUUGGUGUACCAAACUUACCAAGCUUUGCUGAAUACAAGAAUUCUUUAAAGUUUGAUAAUUCCAAUUUCGAUAAUACCAAACAAAUAUUAACUCAAGUGAAACUAAAAUUGAACAAUACUCUAGGUCUUUAUAAACAAUUGAUUCAUGAAAUUGAAAAUAACGAAUCCUUUAAUGAAUUUUGGGUCAAUAAUGAACAGAUUUUAUUAUGGUACCAUCAGUUAUCAUCCACAGUCAAAAGCUAUUCACAGGAAUUAGAUCAAUUCGUUGCUAUUUUGAAUGAUAAUAAAUCGAAUUUAAAUUCAUUAUCAACCCUGUAUAAAGUCCAAAUUUCAACCGGACAUCAUAGACAUUUCCCCACCAUAAAAGUUAUUAAAAGGAAAUAG
This is a messenger RNA of Scheffersomyces coipomensis, 2370 nucleotides long. RefSeq lists its product as uncharacterized. Gene Ontology annotation, cellular component: NatC complex. Bases 1 to 2370 code for a protein of 789 amino acids. The transcript is spliced from 2 exons. Lineage: Eukaryota; Fungi; Ascomycota; Pichiomycetes; Serinales; Debaryomycetaceae. The record is from RefSeq and is a predicted model, not a curated record. Gene Ontology annotation, biological process: N-terminal peptidyl-methionine acetylation.